Acomys russatus (golden spiny mouse) is the source of this 2184-nucleotide messenger RNA. RefSeq names its product HIC ZBTB transcriptional repressor 2 (gene Hic2). The transcript is spliced from 3 exons. Gene Ontology annotation, cellular component: nucleus. The coding region runs from base 150 to 2015 and encodes 621 amino acids. Lineage: Eukaryota; Metazoa; Chordata; Mammalia; Rodentia; Muridae. The record is from RefSeq and is a predicted model, not a curated record. Gene Ontology annotation, molecular function: protein binding; DNA-binding transcription factor activity, RNA polymerase II-specific; RNA polymerase II cis-regulatory region sequence-specific DNA binding. Gene Ontology annotation, biological process: regulation of transcription by RNA polymerase II.
CGGCGGGCGGACAGGGCGGGCGCGUGCAGCGCAGGCCGGGCGCGGAAGGCUGGGGCCCGCUGGCAGGUGCACACGAGGUAACUGGGCUUUGAUGCACCUUCAGGAAGUCUGCGCGCUCAAGGAGGCCACCCCCGCCGGCUGCUGCUCACAUGGUUUCUGGGCCCCUGGCACUCCGGUGGUGCCCGUGGGCAGGGCGCAGGGACAUGGGGCCAGACAUGGAGCUUCCCAGCCAUUCAAAACAGCUCCUGCUGCAGCUGAACCAGCAGAGGACCAAGGGCUUCCUGUGUGACGUCAUCAUCAUGGUGGACAACUCCAUCUUCCGGGCCCACAAGAAUGUCCUGGCUGCUAGCAGCAUCUACUUCAAGUCCCUGGUCCUGCACGAUAACCUCAUCAACCUAGACACAGACAUGGUCAGUUCCAGCGUGUUCCAGCAGAUACUGGACUUCAUCUACACGGGCAAGCUGCUGCCCAGCGACCAGCCGUCUGAGCCAAACUUCAGCACCCUCCUCACCGCCGCCAGCUACCUCCAGCUGCCCGAGUUGGCAGCCCUCUGCCGCCGUAAACUGAAGCGAGCUGGCAAGCCCUUUGGUCCUGGACGAGUGGGUACCGCUGGCAUGGGGCGACCAACCCGUAGUCAGCGGCUGUCCACAGCCUCUGUCAUCCAGGCUCAGUAUCCAGGGCUUGUAGAUGGGCACAAAGGACACCCUGCUCCCCAGGAGCUCCCUCAGGCCAAAGGUUCAGAUGAUGAGCUUUUUCUGGGUAGCUCCACCCAGGAGAGCACACAUGGCUUGGGCUUGGGGGCCUGCCCAGCUGGUGGGGAGGUGGGCUUGGGGGCCUGUAGCAACAGCACCAAUGGGAGUAGUGGGGGCUGUGAUCAGGAGCUAGGUCUGGACCUGUCCAAGAAGAGCCCACCCUUACCUCCCACAACCCCUGCCCCCCACCUCACUCCUGAGGACCCGGCCCAGCUGAGUGACAGCCAGCACGAGUCACCUGCACCCACUUCGGCCUCCGCCCUGCCUGUCGGCAACAGUGCCUCAUAUGUUGAGCUGGGGGCCACUCCUGAGGAGCCCAUGGAGCUAGGCCCGGAGGAGAACCACCUGGGUCUGCUGGAAGGCCAGGGCGGGCAGCCUCGCAAGAGCCUGCGGCAUUCUGCCCGCAAAAAAGAUUGGAACAAGAAGGAGCCCGUGGCUGGGUCCCCGUUUGAUCGGAGAGACACAGGAGCGAAGGGUCCCUGCCCAGGGGAGGAAGGCGAGGGGCCUGGGGACAAGGUUCCUAAUGGCGUGCUGGCCAGCGGUGUUGGUGGAGGCGGCCCCAGUGGGUCAUACGGGGAGCCGCCAUAUCCCUGCAAGGAGGAGGAGGAGAAUGGCAAAGAUGCAAGCGAGGACAGCGGGCAGAGCGGGAGCGAGGGGGGCAGCGGGCACACCGGGGCCCACUAUGUGUAUCGGCAGGAGGGCUACGAGACGGUGUCCUAUGGGGACAACCUCUACGUGUGCAUCCCCUGCGCCAAGGGCUUCCCCAGCUCCGAGCAGCUCAAUGCUCACGUGGAGACACACACGGAGGAGGAGCUCUUCAUCAAGGAAGAAGGGGCCUACGAGAACGAGACCGGCAGUGGGGGUGCAGAGGAGGAGGCUGAGGACCUGUCAACACCCAGCGCAGCCUACGCGGCCGAGCCGCGUCCUUUCAAGUGCUCGGUCUGUGAGAAGACCUACAAGGACCCAGCCACACUGCGGCAGCACGAGAAGACGCACUGGCUGACCCGGCCCUUCCCCUGCAACAUUUGCGGCAAGAUGUUCACACAGCGCGGCACUAUGACCCGCCACAUGCGGAGCCACCUGGGCCUGAAGCCCUUCGCGUGUGAUGAGUGUGGCAUGCGCUUCACCCGCCAGUACCGCCUCACAGAGCACAUGCGGGUGCACUCGGGCGAGAAGCCCUACGAGUGCCAGCUCUGUGGGGGCAAGUUCACCCAGCAGCGCAACCUCAUCAGCCACCUGCGCAUGCACACGUCCCCUUCCUAGAAGCCAAAGACCCGAGGGAGCCCUCUGCAGACCUGCCACUUGGGAACCCACAGAAGGAGGAGUGAGAAGCUUGGUGGUGGGAGGGUUGAGCCCCAAAGUCUGGCAAGAAGAUCCCGGCAGCCCCUCUGGCCCAGCCUCCCCACACCCAGAGCUUUAAUCAACCGCGUAC